AUGUCUACCUGUAGGAGCCUUCAUUUCUCAGACGACUUCGUUAUUAGUUGCGGUACUGUUACCGUCGACAUCCCCGAAUCUCGGGUUCUUUUGAUCCGCUCCCGAGGGACCGGCGAGUACUAUCUCCCCAAGGGCCGCAAAGACAUUCACGAGUCUCUUGAGGAGGCCGCGCUUCGUGAAACCUGGGAAGAGACUGGAGUGCGCGCGCAGCUACUUCCUGUCCCCAUCACCACACGAGCAACUACCUCUGCUGCUGCUGCUGCUGCUGCUGCUGCUGCUGCUGCUGGCGCAGGCCCGGCAUCUUGCGUGACGGAGCCACUGGCUGUCGCACAGCGCGUCACCGAUGGUGUGCUCAAAAUUAUCUUUUGGUUUGUUGCGGUCGCAGAAUCAGCGUUGGCGCGAGAUGAGGGCAUGCAGCAGGAAGGGGAGGACUUUGAGGCUCUCUGGGUAGGAUGGGACAAGGUCCGCACGACGUUGACGUUUGAGGACGACUGGCGCAUAGCCGAGGCGGGGAUAAUGGCGGCAACGGCUACAGAUUGA
Molecule: messenger RNA, 540 nt
Organism: Beauveria bassiana ARSEF 2860
Lineage: Eukaryota; Fungi; Ascomycota; Sordariomycetes; Hypocreales; Cordycipitaceae
Product: NUDIX domain-containing protein
Exons: 1
Coding region: 1-540 (179 amino acids)
Biological process (GO): ATP biosynthetic process; AMP biosynthetic process
Molecular function (GO): bis(5'-nucleosyl)-tetraphosphatase (asymmetrical) activity
Source: RefSeq, a predicted model, not a curated record